ACGCUGCGCUCCUCGGCGGCAAGAUGGCGGCGCAACAGCAGGACGGUGCGGGAGGUGCGCAGCAGGCAGGGCCCGCAGCCGAGACCGACCCCUUGGGCCGCUUCACGUGUCCCGUGUGCUUAGAGGUGUACGAGAAGCCGGUGCAGGUGCCCUGCGGACAUGUCUUUUGCUCUGCAUGCCUGCAGGAAUGUCUGAAGCCGAAGAAACCUGUCUGUGGGGUAUGUCGCAGCGCUCUGGCACCUGGCGUCCGAGCUGUGGAGCUCGAGCGGCAGAUUGAAAGCACUGAGACUUCUUGCCAUGGCUGCCAUAAAAAUUUCUUCCUAUCCAAGAUUCGGGCUCAUGUGGCUACUUGUUCCAAAUACCAGAAUUACAUCAUGGAAGGUGUGAAGGCCACCACAAAAGAUGCAUCCCUUCAGCCAAGGAAUGUCCCAAAUCGUUAUACUUUUCCUUGUCCUUACUGUCCUGAGAAGAACUUUGAUCAAGAAGGGCUUGUGGAACACUGCAAGUUAUCCCAUAGCACGGAUACCAAAUCUGUGGUUUGUCCCAUAUGUGCCUCGAUGCCCUGGGGAGACCCCAACUACCGCAGCGCCAACUUCAUAGAGCACAUCCAGCGCCGGCACCAGUUUUCUUACGAUACUUUUGUGGACUAUGAUGUUGAUGAAGAGGACAUGAUGAAUCAGGUGUUGCAGCGCUCCAUCAUCGAUCAGUGAGCCAGUCCUCUGCUGCCCAUCUCAUGUUCCAGAGCUUCCAUUACAUGUCAAGCGUAAAACAUGUGACUCCUACACCUUAAAUGUACAACAGAUCUGGAAGUGAGCAAUGAUGUUAGGACAGGGUCACUUUAGACAGGGAAACAUCCCCAGAUCAGGGCCCUCCUUCCCUUGGGACUCCUCCCCGGCUGUUAACCUUGUUUGUCACAUUGUCCAGUCCUUUAUCAACCUCAGCUACUUCUGGAACGUCUGCCUCUUCUGGAAGAGAACCCAGUUUUUCACCCUCUCCUUGUUUCACCCUCUUCCUCCCAUCCAAUGUUCAUCUCUCAGGUCCUCUAAGUAAGCCAGGACUUUUUCUGGGUCAUGAAUAGCACAAAUGAGACAAUUGUCUCUUCUCCUGUCUUUGAGAUGUGUUGAGUUCUGGCAGUACCGAAUCUGAUGAGCGCCUGAGCUGUUGCAGCAGUUAUUUGAAGCUGGAGUUUCCAUCCUGGAAACAUUUAAAAAGUCCUGUUGGAUUAAUGUUCUGGGGUUAGCAAGGUCUGAUGCUGGAAAUUUUGAUUAAUAAUAUUUUCCUACAACUGCACACCCUUAGAAUUAACUGGUUCAGUCUUAAAUGCCUGCAUGGUGCCUUUUUAGGUUAGGGUGUAACCAUAUAUUUUUAGUGAAAAUAAGUGUUUCUAGGUUAGAAAAGUUUAAACUCCAUUUAUUCAUGAGUGGGGAAGAUCUACUGAGAGAGAUGAGAGGGUCAUAGCUUUUGGUUCUGAUUUUCAAACUAAAGAGGUAUUUCCAAAUAACUGGCUCAGGUUGCCUCUAUUUGGAAGUGUGCUUACGUUCUUGUGCUUGAAGCAUGAAAAGGAGUCCUCAGAUGAGUAAGAAGAAAGGUUUGGGGGCUCUACUGGAUACUGGUUCUUACAUCUUUUAUUUAAAAACUUAGAUUAAAUUGAGCAGUGCUUUUCUAUCACAAGUGGUUUAUGAAGUUGGUUACAACAGAAUCUGAGUGAAAGCCAGAGCUACCUAAAGCUGAGAAGGUCAUAGGAAAUCUAGUGUUGCAGUCUGCUGAACCUUCUGACAAGACACACUGUUUGGAAGCUAUAGUACAUCUCCUGUCAGCAGUUAUUAAUGGAAACUUUCUUUGCUAGCAGCUCAACAAGUUUGAUGUUCCACAUGUUUUUCAAAUAUUAUUAAACACGAGGCAAAGAGCUGUCAGCUGAAUCUGUAGGAGCAGAACCUCUGACCAACCAAAAGGCAUCUGGACUUAGGUUCAUUUUUUUCAUGUCAGACAUUUCUAGUCUGAAUACGAACAUUCAAUGCUUCAUCCGUGACUGAGGUUGCAAGUGACAGGGCAUUGGGCUCUGCUGCGGUGGCCCUCUCCUGAUCUGCCAGUAAAGUGGCAGGUGUCUAGGAACCAUCAAAGACAUAGCCCCUUGGGGGGCGAAAUAAUUUUUCCUAGUGUGUUUUUCUUUGGGAGGGCCCAAAUGUUAGUCAGCUUUUUUAUUUCUGGAAAAGAAAGUCCUCUUAGAUCUCCCUGAAUUGAGAUCAUCUGAGUCUUAAGUUUAAGGGAACUUUGACAAAAUCUUCACUUGAGGGAACUGAUGAGAGCAUGUCUGUCUCACCAGUGGUACCAAGAAACUGAUUCCCUUGUAUUAAGUGCACUUCAUGUAUUUCUAGUAAGAUGACUUUCCAGAAAGUAAACUUUGUUAUGUUCUGGCUUUUAAAAGGUAAAAUAUAAAUAAAUUUCAUAAUUUAUCCAAAUGGCAAGUUGGUAAUGACUGUUUUCAUUAACCACCUUUGGCUAAAAUGUGGGACUGGGGAGCUUCCAGAGGACUGUAGCUCUUUCUGUGGAGAAGUUCUUGUCUGUCCCGGGAGUGCCAGCUGGCCUUGAUACUUCCCCAGCUGGGUCAGCCCCCACUUCUCACGGGUGGGAGCUCUGGUAUGGCAAGAAGUGCCCAUGAUUCAUUUCCAUUCAGAUGGCAUAGUGCUGGGCCCAAGACAUUCUAGUAAAAGGGUCCUGUAAGGGAAGGCUUUUGUGUAGAACUCAACUGCUAGUCAACUUCAUUAUAAUUUCUGGUAAAAGUUCACUCAGACCUCCUGGGCAAGAUUAAAGUUCUGAGUUCUGCCACUGACUAUGGGAGAUCUGUCAUAUAUUUCCACUUUCUGAAACUGUUUCCUUACAAUAAAUUGUGAAUAAUC
Molecule: messenger RNA, 2897 nt
Organism: Erinaceus europaeus (western European hedgehog)
Lineage: Eukaryota; Metazoa; Chordata; Mammalia; Eulipotyphla; Erinaceidae
Gene: RNF114
Product: ring finger protein 114
Exons: 6
Coding region: 24-710 (228 amino acids)
Biological process (GO): ubiquitin-dependent protein catabolic process; protein polyubiquitination
Molecular function (GO): ubiquitin protein ligase activity
Source: RefSeq, a predicted model, not a curated record